Molecule: messenger RNA, 912 nt
Organism: Microthlaspi erraticum
Lineage: Eukaryota; Viridiplantae; Streptophyta; Magnoliopsida; Brassicales; Brassicaceae
Source: the annotation of a GenBank genome assembly
AUGUUUCAAAUAGGAAAAAAUGCAUUAACCAAGAAACUGUAUGUGGGCAAGAACUUCCUCAUCAAGGGAAUCUCCUCAUCGGCAUCAUCUCAUUCAAGUUUAAGGAAGCUAGAAGGCAAAGUAGCCCUCAUCACAGGAGGAGCAAGUGGAAUUGGCAAAGCAACAGCAGAGAAUUUCAUCAGCCAUGGAGCCAAAGUUAUCAUUGCCGAUAUCCAACCGCAGCUCGGUCAAGAAACCGCACAAGAACUCGGCCCAAACGCUGCUUAUUUCCCCUGUGAUGUGACCAAAGAAUCAGACAUUGCCAACGCAGUUGAUUUCUCUGUCUCCCUACACACAAAGCUUGACAUUAUGUACAACAAUGCCGGCAUACCCUGCAAAACGCCUCCUAGCAUCAUCAAUCUUGAUCUCAACGUUUUCGACAAGGUGAUCAACACAAAUGUCCGUGGAGUCAUCACCGGAAUCAAACACGCCGCUCGUGUUAUGAUCCCAAGAAACUCCGGUUCCAUCAUCUGUGCAGGGAGUGUCACAGGGAUGAUGGGAGGUUUAGCACAACACACAUACAGCGUCUCGAAAUCAGCGGUUAUCGGAAUCGUGAGAUCAACAGCUUCAGAGCUAUGCAAGCACAGGAUCAGAGUCAACUGCAUUUCUCCUUUCGCAAUCACAACAUCAUUUGUGUUAGAUGAGAUGCGGCAGAUUUACCCUAACGUCGACGACUCGAAGCUGAUCAAUCUAGUGCAGAGCACGGGAGUGUUAAACGGAGAGGUUUGUGAACCGAUCGAUGUAGCGAACGCAGCGGUUUACUUAGCUUCCGAUGAUUCAAAGUAUGUGAAUGGACAUAACCUGGUCGUAGAUGGAGGAUUCACAAGUGUUAAGACUUUAGAUUUCCCUUCACCUGAUCAAAUAGAUUCAUAA